Molecule: messenger RNA, 915 nt
Organism: Juglans microcarpa x Juglans regia
Lineage: Eukaryota; Viridiplantae; Streptophyta; Magnoliopsida; Fagales; Juglandaceae
Product: 60S ribosomal protein L19-3
Exons: 5
Coding region: 92-733 (213 amino acids)
Biological process (GO): translation
Cellular component (GO): cytosolic large ribosomal subunit; ribosome
Molecular function (GO): RNA binding; structural constituent of ribosome
Source: RefSeq, a predicted model, not a curated record
CCUCAGCUUUCACGAACUCUAAUCCUCUCUGCUAUAGCAGCUACCAUAGAAAGCGAGAAAGAGAGUGAGACAGCGAGCGAGUGAUUGAGAGAUGGUUUCGCUGAAGCUCCAGAAACGUCUCGCAGCGAGUGUUCUCAAGUGCGGUCGAGGCAAGGUCUGGAUCGACCCAAAUGAAGUCAAUGAAAUCUCCAUGGCCAACUCUCGCCAAAAUAUAAGAAAGCUGGUAAAGGAUGGUUUCAUCAUCAGAAAGCCAACCAAGAUUCACUCACGUUCUCGGGCUCGCCGCAUGAAGGUGGCUAAGAGGAAGGGACGCCAUUCUGGAUAUGGUAAGCGUAAGGGUACGAGGGAGGCAAGGUUGCCCACCAAAGUGCUAUGGAUGAGGAGAAUGCGUGUGCUCAGGCGCUUACUCCGAAAGUACAGGGAAUCGAAGAAGAUUGACAAGCACAUGUACCAUGACAUGUACAUGAAGGUGAAGGGUAAUGUUUUCAAGAACAAGCGUGUCCUGAUGGAGAGCAUUCACAAGUCCAAGGCUGAGAAGGCGAGAGAGAAGACUUUGUCUGAUCAAUUUGAGGCAAAGCGGGCAAAGAACAAGGCCAGCAGGGAGAGAAAAUUUGCUAGAAGGGAGGAGCGAUUGGCCCAGGGACCGGGAGAAAAACCUGCUGCGGCUCCACCAGCUUCUACGCCUGUCACUGCUUCUCAACCUACUCAGACAACUAAGAAAUCCAAGAAGUGAGACCGAAAUGAAGAGCACCGAAGGAUGUAUGACACUCGAUGGCCCAUGUGUCCUCGCUUACCGGUCUAGAGUAGUUUUGACGAGUCUGUUUGCUAUUUGUUUGUUUUGGAACUUAGUUUAUAUCCUAGAUACAAGGAGACUUGAUGCUUUGGUACUUAGUUUAAUUAAUGCUUACUUUAUUA